This is a messenger RNA of Gigantopelta aegis, 2197 nucleotides long. RefSeq names its product follistatin-related protein 1-like. The transcript is spliced from 11 exons. The record is from RefSeq and is a predicted model, not a curated record. Gene Ontology annotation, molecular function: protein binding; calcium ion binding. Gene Ontology annotation, biological process: multicellular organism development; cell differentiation; regulation of BMP signaling pathway. The coding region runs from base 155 to 1240 and encodes 361 amino acids. NCBI's taxonomy places the organism in Eukaryota, Metazoa, Mollusca, Gastropoda, Neomphalida, Peltospiridae.
UAAGAACUGUCGGAGGGAGGAGAACGGAACAGCCCCUAGUUAAGUACAGGACAGUUUAGACAGACAGGGAAAAUACAGCUGAGUGAAAAGUUGAGGAUUUUUAACCACAGUGAUAGCUGAAGCAGAUUAUUGUCUGCAGUUUUGUAAGCUGGUCAUGAUGAGGUUUAUUCCCGGGCUGACUCUCUGCCUUGUUUUGGCAGUCAUCCUGUCAGUCAGCACUGCAGCUAAUAAACAGAUGCAGAAACGUGGGAAUCACAAAGGUCGGAAGUGUGGUUCAACUCGGUGUGUUGCUGGUGAGGUAUGUUUCAAACACAGCGAUGACACGCGUAGGUGUGAGUGUCGACUCACCUGUCCACUACGACACCACGCCGUGUGUGGGACGGACGGACGGACGUAUUAUAACCCAUGUGAGCUGCACAGAAUUGCGUGUGUCGAACAUCGCAAAAUUCGUCUUAAACAUCGCAGAGCCUGCAUAAAAGACCAGCUGAAGUCUCUUCCCAAAGACCAGUUGCCCUCUCUUCCUGAUGACCAGCUGAAGGUGAAGGCCGUGGUGGAGAGUCUUCCUCUCGUGUGUUAUCAGGUCCAGAGAGACGAACUCAGACAGCUCUUUGUUGAUUGGCUCAGACGCCUAGCUAAAGUAAAAAGCAAAUCAUACCAAGACAUGGCAUUGGACUUUUUCCAAACGUGUGACCUGGAUCGCAACAACCGAUUGGAUGCUGACGAACUGCUCAAGUGUACUGAGAAGAAAAAAGAAUCUGCGAAGUCCACAGACACUACAGCUCAUGUCCUCAGGGGCUUGUGUGUUGAUGCUCUGGUGAACCUCGGGGACCAUGAUGGAAACUGGGCACUAGAUUUCCGAGAAUUUCUGCAUCUGCUUCACCCACAGUUCACACCCAGAGCAAAGCAGUGUUCUCUAGAAGACAAGAAAUACUCAGACGGAGUGCGGACGGUCGUUGAGUGCAACACUUGUGUGUGUGCGUGUGGAGACUGGGUGUGUACAGGAGUGCCCUGUACUCACCAGUCGGCGGAUGGAGCGAUUCCCGGUCCAGUUCAGCAGGGUUCUCUCCCCUCCCUCCAGCAGAGGGAGCAGUUGCUGAGUGGGUUCAAGGCCAGUGAGGUGGUGCUGGUGCGAGCGGUGCAGGAUGAAGUGGCUCACAUACAGAGCGGGGACGACAUUCUACAUGAACUGAACAACCUGCAGUCAGAGACCAGUCACACACAGGGCGACGAGUCUCCUUGAUGUUCCAUCUCAUUUGCUGUACAGAGUUAGCCAUUUUGAAUUAAGAAAGGUUUUGUAGCAGAUCGUCAGAUGAUUUGGUAAUGUGGAUAGCAGUAGCAAUUUAAACUUGCCAUAGGACCUCUUUUACGCAGACACGUACACUUUUUACAUAGCUCUUGAGAAGUGAGGUUAGUCUGUUCUAUUAGUUUUUGUGGUGAAAUGUAAAGAAGAAAGGAAGAGGAAUUUGAGGGAACAGUCUUAGAACAGGAGGAGAUGUGAAACUGAAGGUGUUUUCAAAUUUUGUUGUAGAUGAUGAACUGUACAGGAAUAGUUUAAUGAUGAACUGUAAAGGAAUAGUUUAAUGAACUGUAAAGGAAUAGUUUAUUGAUGAACUGUAAAGGAAUAGUUUAUCGAUGAAAUGUAAAGGAAUAGUUUAUUAAUGAAAUGUACAGUAAUAGUUUAUCAAUGAAAUGUAAAGGAAUAGUUUAUCGAUGAAAUGUAAAGGAAUAGUUUAUUGAUGAAAUGUAAAAAAAUAGUUUAUCAGUUAAUUGUAAAGAAAUAAUUUACUGAUGAAUGUAAAGGAAUAGUUUAUCAGUUAAAUAUAAAACAAAAUAGUUUAUUCAUAACAUGUAAUGAAAUCAUUUGUUGAUGAAAUGUAAAAGAAUAGUUUGAUGAACUGAAAAGGAAGUUUGUGAAAUUACAAAAUCCCAGUUGAUAAAAUGUAAAACAUAAAUAUAUGUUGAUGAAAAUUAAUAUAAAGAAUAUUUGUUGAUGAAAUGUAAAGCACAAAUAUUUGUUAAUAAAAUGUGGAAAUAAAACACAAAGUAUUUGUGUUGAAAUCUACAGCAUUUUUCAUUGGUGUUGUUUGUGUCAGUUACGAGGGUAUACGUCAUCAUGUUAUUGUGUUUGUUGUUUGUUUCUUCACAUCUGUCACUUUUGUUAUCUCUUUUCUUAUCAUAAUAAACAUUUCGUAACAAA